Molecule: messenger RNA, 11781 nt
Organism: Crotalus tigris (Tiger rattlesnake)
Lineage: Eukaryota; Metazoa; Chordata; Lepidosauria; Squamata; Viperidae
Gene: TGIF2
Product: TGFB induced factor homeobox 2
Exons: 3
Coding region: 365-1204 (279 amino acids)
Biological process (GO): regulation of transcription by RNA polymerase II
Molecular function (GO): RNA polymerase II cis-regulatory region sequence-specific DNA binding; DNA-binding transcription factor activity, RNA polymerase II-specific
Source: RefSeq, a predicted model, not a curated record
CUUGGGGAGGGGGAGGAGAUCCGCGCCCUCCUUAAACGGGCUGCCCCCGCGCUGCACUCUGGAUGCGCGGAGCCGAGCAGUCACUGGAAGAGGCGAUCUGACGUCAGCCGGAGAGGUAGUUUCCAGGCUGAGCUGUCAGACCGUAUAGCAGGUUAGGUAUUAAAGGCACAUCUAACAGCCCCGAGACCCCUCCUCUUGAACGGCCUGCGCGCACACAAAGAAGUCCCAUCUCCUCGUCCAGCCAGGAUCCAGCAGCAUCAGCAACUAGUGCUCGCCUCGACCAAGGCUUUGGAGACGAACACUGCCGGCAGCGAGGCCAGGAGGGGAAAGGGGGGCGGGAGUGGGAAGAAGCGCAAGAAAGAAAAUGAAACCGUCGAGGAAAAGUUUGAACCAAGACAAAUCUGCCAACAGUUCCACAAUGUCUGACAGUGACUUUGGGGAAGAUGAUGGGAGCAUUUCUCAGGACCCAUCCCAGCCUGGCAAGAGGAAACGAAGGGGCAAUCUCCCCAAAGAGUCUGUCAAGAUUCUGCGGGAAUGGCUGUAUGAACAUCGGUUCAAUGCGUACCCUUCAGAGCAAGAGAAACUCAGCCUUUCCGGGCAAACAAGCCUCUCAGUUCUACAAAUUUGCAAUUGGUUCAUCAAUGCCAGGCGCAGACUUCUCCCUGACAUGCUGCUAAAGGAUGGCAAAGACCCAAACCAGUUCACUAUUUCUCGCCGAGGCACCAAAGCCAGUGAUGUAGCACUUUCCCGUGGAGCUGCUGCAGGUUCUGGACUCUUGAUGGUGCCUCCUCCUGCUGCUGCUGCAGCCACUACAUCCAAGGUCCUCUCCAUGUCUGUGUGCCCCCCUGUGAUCUGCCAGACUUCUCGGCCACUGGCUGGCAACUUGACUGUGAUGACCAGCGACCUAGAGAAACGAUCCAUGCUCCAACGGAUUGAACUGGAAUCCCAUACCAAGCAGUCACAGCUGAGUGCAACAGGCAACACGCUGGCUCUUCUCACCCGGGCAGAUGCAUCCAGUCCCACCAGUGGACUUUUCAACACGCCUCCUCCAACACCACCUGAGCUUUUUGGAGAGGACUUCAGCAGCUUCCAGUUGCUGGUAGAAGUGGCUCUGCAAAGAGCAGCUGAGCUUGACUCACAGAAGCUGAGUGGGCAACUGCCUCCAUCACCACAGAGAGAAUCUUCUCCUGCAAAAAACAAGUAACUUCCUGUAGCCUCUGGUUUCCUCUCAGAGACAGCCCUUUCUUUUUUCCAGAAUUUCUUUUCUGUUGGCUUUUGCAGCGAGAGCUCCCAUUAGAAGUUAAUGCUGUGAUACGGUCUCUUGUCAAACCAGGAACCGUUAUGGUGGAAGCCUCCAUUCUCCUUUAUGCUGCCAGCUGACCUUGGAAACAAGGCACCCCCAACUUUAUAUAAACAUUUCCCUCACAGGAGGGCACACACUACUUCAUCCUUUGGGUUGGCAUCAGGCUAAAGGCAUCAUAUCUCUGAAGCCGCUUGGAAGAGAUGGUCUAUUCAGGGGUUCCUGGCUCCUGUUUUUGGAAGGGCCCCAAACUUGAACAUCUUCUGAGAAGAUGUAGUUGCUGGUUGAUGUUUUUAUAAUGCUUGACUCUUUUUUUAAAAAAAAAAUGUUGUGGAAGAUUUAGACAAUACUUCUUACCUUCUUCCCACCCCUCCCUUCUCCCCCAGAUUUUCAAAGCUCACUGACAUGGACUAGGACGAGAAAACAGUCCAAAGCAGUUUAUCAGAAACAAAUACUUUUUUUCCUUUUUGAUAACUGAAGACAAGCAAAGAGCUAUUUCACCACCCUUGGCUUUUUUUUUAUGUAUACAGAACAUACUUUUAAUUUCAAUUUUCUUGGAGGGGACAGGGAAAUGUUUCUGUUCCCCUCUCAUUUUCUUUUAAAGUUGUAUCAUGUUGUAGCAUAUGGUUGAAUUGGUGUGAAUAUGUGGCUGGUCCUUACAUCACACCUGGUGGGAGUCUCCCAUAACGAACAAAUGAGUUGGCAGCCUUUAAAGAUUGUGGCAUUCUUUCUCUUGGACAGGAAGAGCAGAUGAGCAUCACCUUGUGAAUACUGGUGCCAGUAAAAGAAACAAAAGCAUAGGGUGCUUUAGAUGAUCUACUUUAGGUGCUGGCAGAAAUUUAGCUGGUUUCUUCGAUAACAGAGCAUUCUUCUGUCUACUCCUUCUUCCAUUUGUUCUGUUAAGUACAACACUAGAAGAGAAAGAGAGGACUAUGCUGGCAGAAGGGUAGCCAUAAACCAUGGAGAGGGCAUUAAAUCAAAGGUGUGGAAGAAACUAAAAAACAAAAUUUUUCAAAUGUGAAGUUGCUUUAAACAACGCUUUCUCCUUUUUAAUUUUGGACAUGAACUGUAUCUCUGUGUGACUUUGGGAAUCUUGCAGCAUCUCUGACAGGUGCGCUAACAAAACUACCUAUACAAAUCAACAAGAAUUCAUUUUGACUUGGGUAUUUUUGUAUCCUUGCUUUCAUCAUGCUGAAUGUAGUUGCUCCUUUGCUGAUGGAGCAAGGGUGCCCUCUCAUGGCCAAGAAAGGAAGUCAAGCAGAUCAGGGCUUCCAUUCUACAGGCAAUUCUGAAUAUCGCUCCCAUGUGAUGUUCAUGUGUUCCAUAUGUCUAUAGUCUUGAUGGACCCAAUAAUAGUUUUAUUAUUCAAAAUGAGAGAAAAGGGAUACACUUUGGAUUUAGGUGGAGGGAAAUCAAGGCUUGUCUGUUGAUCAUUUAGAAGACAGACCAUUUAGAAGAAUGCAUUCAUCUUUUCAUAUCCUCUUUUGCCCUGAGUUCAAGACUUGCACAAGAAUGGCAUACCCUGGGUGGUAGAAUCAUCCACCUCUUUUUUGAAUAGUGCUGUUUCACUGUAAAUGUAAGUUAAAUAGUGAUCUAUUAUAUACACCUAUAUAUCUAUCUUGAGAAACACUAAUUUUAGAGGGUGUUAGCCUAAUUAUUAUGUUGCAUGAAUAGUAAAGAUAAAGCCCAGCAGAAUACAACUUUUUGUCAGAUAUCUUUGAAUCAGGCCUAGAAGCUGGUGAUUGAUUUCAUGGUAGAUUUUGAGAGGAGAAUAAAGGGUCUGUAGGAAAAUAAGAGCUCAAGUGGGAGGCCUUAUGGCUUCUACCAAUAUUGAGUGCCUUCCCCCUCAACCUUCUUCCCUUCCCCUGGAAAGUGCUACUAAGAGAAUUAGCAUAAACCCACAAUUGCUGCUGGACAUAGCCUUGUCCAUUCCCUUUUUGAUGCUCUUUGACCCUUAGUCCAAUGUCAUUGAUGGGAUGUAGAGAACUGUGCCUAGAGAGUUGCCAUUUCAAUCCAAAGUCAUCUUUAAAAUAACCCAAAGGUGCUUCCCCCCCUUCUGUUAAAAAGCCCACAGAGCUGCCUUGGAAAAAGCUUAAGCUGUUCAUUUAUUGCUAUUUUGUUUGAGGGCAUUCAUCAGUUUUGUAUCCAGUUUUCAUCCUAAGUUGAGUUCUGGAUGGUGAAUAUAUCAGUCUUUUGAUCUCUUGUAAAUCCUUUUAAAAGGAAACCACUCAAGGUUUUCUAGAAUGUGCAGCAACAUUUCAUUUUUUUACUGCUUGGAAUUGGGCAUUAUUUUAGUGUACUAUUGAAAUGGAAAUUUCUUGAACAGAUGUGUCCCAGGUCCCUAGUAACCUACUUGACUUUAAUGGUACAUAUAUCACUGAUUUCCUUUAGAGUGGGACCAGUGUGAUUAAAAUAAUACACAGGAUAUCUAAUGUAGAAAGUGCCUAAGCAGAUCUGAAACAUUAGUAUAAAAGAAAAUUUAAAAUCCAGUUCCUGCAAUGCGCUGCUCUUUGAUAUACUGCUGUACUUUGUCCUAAUGAUGCAAAGAUAUUGUUUCAGGUGAGAUGGGAACUUUGCAAGAGAGAAAAUAUUCUUUUGCUUGAACUUUAUGGAGCAGAACUACUGUAAAUAACUUUUGAAUUUUUUUUAAUCAAUAAAGUUUUUUUAAAAAGAUACCAUGCCUGGCAAGUGCAUCAUCUUCAGUACUGAAUUGGAUGCUAUGAAAUUGGAUGGUAUGAAAAGAUUUAAUUUUAGCAUCAUUUUUCCUUUUUUAUAAUAGAUCUUAAAGAGAUAGAAGUACCAUCAUGAUAAGAUGCAGCAGGUUAAAUCACAGCUGUGCUUUUGGGAUGUAUAAAAUACUUGUGUUUCUCAAACUUCUUGUGGUUAUGAGAUUAAUCUAGCUCAGUGUCACUGCAACUGCAAAAGCACUAGGGCUAUCUACUCCACUCACCAAGUUCCAAUUGCUCACAGACUGGGGAGAUUCCUGUAUUAUAGGCAGAAUGUAAUAAAGUAGUUAGCUGGAACUCUGCAUGUGUGGAUCUAAUUGUUUGUGCCUGACAAUUAAAGAGUCAAUGUCUUAGAAAACUUUCCUCUUUAUAGCUAGGAGAAAUAGACCUUUACAAUCUGAGAUUUCUGUGAAAUUAGCCAGAUAGGUAAUUAUUUUUCUGGAGAAGGCCAGUUCUCCAAAACAGGAACAAGUGUUGCUUCUUGUAACCACUUCAUCCAAUUUGCCCUAAUCAUUUCACUGUGAGGAUAACUCAUCCUACUUGACCUAUUUUGUAGUGUAGUAAGAAUUGAGAAAACAUAACUGUAGACUUUGAUGGGUGGAGUACAUCUGGUGCUGCUCUCAAAUGGGCAUUGGAAAGAUUAGUCAGUAUUGUAUAAGAGACUUCUUAUCCAGACCAGCUGUUUCCAAAUUGACUUUUAAAUGACUUAAUUUAUUAUGUGAUUUCCCUGAGAUUCCAGACAGCUCUGUCAUCAUUUGGUUAGUGAUUAACAUUUUCUCUCAUGUUUUUUCUUAAUGGGGAUAAUCAUGUCACACAGGCAAUCCCUGGAACAAAAAUACACUUCUCACAUAAUGUACAUGUUUCAUCAUACCUAAUACGGUUUUUUUUAACUUGAUAUGAUCUCAUGAAUCUUGGCAUUAAAAUUCUACUUAGAAUAGUUUCUUUCAUUACAACAAAUUGAUGUUGUUGAUAAUGCUUGAAGCACUCAAAAAGUAAAUCUACAAUGUGUUUCUAGUAUUCUGGUGUAAAAAUGCAGUAGAAAAAGUAUAUUUGUGUGAGGUUUGUAAUUACUGUACUUUAAGAAAAGUGAAUGGGUGGGCAAAAGAAAGGUUGUGUCCACAUGUUAUGAUUGCUAUAAAUUACUCACUAGUAUAUAGGGGAUAUAUAGGGAUGGAUUCAGAAGCAAAUGAGAGUACUACAUAGGCUGAUCUACAAGCUACAAAAUGAGAAAGCUCCCAUGAUGCAAAGUUAUAUCUAGAAAUGGCCAAAAUAAAAAUUGGCUUUGUAAUAUUUCAAGAAGCCACUGUUGAUUUUUCCGUUAGUAAGAUAGGUAGCAGAACAAGGCAUUCAAAAUUCAAAAGGUUUUUUAAAUCUCUCACAGAAAAACAUCAUUUAUACAAAGAAGUUAACACCAGGAUUUCCUGGGACAGAAUUCUUUUGCAAAAUUACUGUGCUUUGGUUAAUUUACUUAUAAGACACUAAAAUCAGCCAUUGGAAAAAAAAAAACUCUAAAAGAAAUUUUCUUCUACCUUUAGCACACAAGAGACAAGCAUAAUUUAGCUCCAUAUAUAAAGACUCUUAAUAUAAACCUUUUAUUGCCUUCAGUUGAUUAAGAUUUCAUCUUAAUAUGCAUUCCAGUUGAGUUAGCUCAAGUUGCAAUAUUUAAGCUGCAUUGCAAUUAAUCUUAUUUAAAAGGUUUGCUCAUAUGAAUGUGCUUUCUACCUACCAUUUAAUAUUAAGAUCAUAGUGAUCAGUAUUUAUCAGGAAGAUUUCCCAGAAAAUUAUUUACCAUCAUGAUUGGAGAUAGGAAGGGUUUUAAUGUUGGAUAAUAUUCUGUGUACAAAAACACACAAAGGAAGAACUUACUUUUCUCUCCACUAACUAGCCAUUUUACUAAUUUAUUGUACAGAAUAUAGAUGGAAUAACUUUUUAAUCUAUGAGAAUGGGCAGCAGAGCCAAGUUACAGAUUAAAUCUAUUGUUUAUUCUCCAAGAGAACAAAAGAUUCUUUGCUGAAGUCUUGGCAUUCUAGGUCUAGGUCAGCAGCCUGUCUACAUCUAGAUUAGUGCUUUUCUACCUGUUACAUCAGCUAGGACCUCUCCAAGAUAAUUGCUCUGCUUGCAUCGGCUUUCCACCUCUGAUUGACUUGAUCAUACAUGCUAAAAUUAUUCAGAAAAUUGUGAAAAAGCUGUAAAUCAGGCGCAUGCACACACACACACACAUACACACACCCUACUCCAGCAUUCUCCCUGAUACCAGCAAGACAACCUACAUCACAUCCUAUUUCUGGCUAUAAUGAGACUGGCUAAUGAGCUGUGGUUCUGACUCAGCCUGACUCAUUUUGGAAAGAAUACCAUUUGCAGGAUUGAUUCUAAUGAGGCAUCUGUAGAACCCUCACUAAAGUGUUAAUGAACAAUCCAGCUUUGCCAAUCCUACCAAAAUUUGGAUGUUAUUUGAGUCUUGUCCUUGUGACAUUUUUUAUCAUACCUGAAAAAUUUGCUGAAGUAACUUUAGGAGAGGGAGAAGGGCAGUGAGAGCCCAGCAAAUUGAACUUUCUAACAGACUAGGGUUGAAUGUGUUUUUAAAUGAAGGAAGGAUGUAUAGAGUUGUUCACUGUCCUUUAGCCUGUCUUUUAGCCAUCCUACAACAUGCAUACAUUUAGCCUUCAUGCCAUUUAUCUUCAGAGUAAGCAUGCAAAGAUAAGCAAAAAUAAAUGAAAUGAGACAGGUAGAAGAGGAAAAAAAAUCAAUUUUAAGUCUAGUUAGUACCAAGAGCAUUCGUGCUAUUCAACGCCUUUCUAUUCUGAAAACCUAUUGUUCCAGAGCCACGCCUAUACACCUCUUCGCAUGAUUUUUAAAGAUUUUUCAUCUACUCAAUCCAGUCAUAACUUUCUCAGUCUCCAGUUAUCUUUUUUACUCUUCUCGUCUUUGUUUUACCUUCUUUGAUAAUAAAGAGCCAUGGUUAGAAUGCAAUAUUGCAGGCUGACUCUCCCACUGCCAAGGUUGGCUCAGCCUUCCAUCCUUCCGAGGUCAGUAAAAUGACCCAGAUUGUUGGAGGCAAUAGGCUGAUACUUAUACACCACUUAAGAGUGCUGUAAAGCACUGUGGAGCAGUAUAUAAGUGUAAGUACUAUUGCUAUUGACUUGUAGCCCUUAUUUUCUUUCAAGACUUCAAGACUAACAUAGUACUUCCUCUUUCCCCACAACUCCCAUGGAUUAAUUUAGGCUGAGUGUGACUGGCCCAAGGUCAUCCAGUGAAUUUCUGUGGCUGAGGCUGAACUCCCCAAUGCUAGGCCAGCGCUUUAACUACAUAAUCACACUGACUGUAACUUCAUGCUGGUCACUCAUGUUUGCAAUCAGUGCAUGUUCACUCCUGACCUUAUUUUACCACAAUAGAGAUUUUUUUAUUUUAAAACUCAUUCCUUACUAAUUUCAGAAGCCCUAAUAAAGUUAAAAUUAAUCCCAUACUUCCACAAAGAACUGUCUAUCCAAAAGAAGAAAACUUUGCAGUUGGACAUGAAAAUAUUUGACAUUUCCCUAUCUCCAUGAAGAUUCAGUUUGGCUUAUUGCAGUGAUGGCAAAUCUUUUGGUCUUGAGAUCUCAAUUUAUUAUUUUUCCCCUCCCACCAAUCUAGGCCACCCUGAACAGCAGCACUCGGUGGAAAUGCUGAGGCAGGGCCUGAAGUAUAGGCCUCAACUUCCACUAGCACCACAGCUGCUACUCAAAAAGGCUGUCUUGAUUGUUUUCCAAGUCACAAAUGGGCAAUUGUCUCCAAGCCCCCCAAUGCUUUACAGGCCCUUGCAGCAGUUUUAAGGCUGCUUCAGGACACAUGAGGUUAUAGAUCUUGAAGCAGCUUUGAAGAAUUGUGCUUCCCUGGCCUCUGGAGCCUCUAAAAAAUGUGAAAGGACACCCUAUUCUAGUGCAAUUUUUAGAGACUCUGGGGCCUAUGACAGUAUUGACCUCUUCAUGCAACUUACAGAGGCUGCAUCAGAGCAUACUUCAUUCUCACAUAGUCUGUAAAAAUUGCAUGAGAAUGAGGCAUUCUUCUGAGAAUAUUUGUUGGACUGAAUACAGAAUAACAGAGUUGGAAGGGGUGAUGGUGAACGCAGUUAUGUCACCCAAAAGGUGGCGUGUCAGCUUUGACAAGUGUGUCAUAGGUUUGCCAUCACUACCAGUGGUUAACCUGUUGGACCAGGAACAGUGAAAUCAAUGCAGUGGCAAACUACUUUUGAAAAAGCUGCCUAGAAAACUGCAUAGAUUUGUCCAUGUAGUUGUCAGGAGUUGGGUCUGACUUGGAAUAGUGUAUGUGUACUUAUCAACUAUUUCCAUGGCUUUUCAGAAGCCUCCUAACCCCAAUGGUUACCAUUGGUUUCACAGCAUUUUUCCCCCUCUCAUAAAUUUCACUGAACACACAUAUUCAAUACUGGAAGAGAAAUUUAACCACCAGAGAAACGCAUUCCAGAGAGUGAAUAAAAUUGAACGCUACCAGGGACAAACCAGCUCACUAAUGGAAUUAAGAGUUGGCCAUGGGACUAUUUUUGCAUGGUAGACUAUAACAAUUUUAUACAGCUCAAAACAGAAAUCUAGAUGUAGAAAUCAACAGGUCUAGUAAUCAAUAGGACAAUAAGAGUAAUUUCCAUUGUAUAUGUAUAUUUUGCUUCUUUUGGAAAGAACAUCAAUAGAACACUAUUGCUAGUAGGUAGAAAUGUAUUUGUCAUUGAACUCUACAAAGGAUGGGAGUUGUAUUUCAGGGAGAUUUGGGCAGGGGGUUCUUCCCUAAUUUAAUUUUCUAUCUAUUGUACCAGAAUGCAACACUAUAAUUUAAAAAUCUUUCACUGUAAUUUAAAAAGCCAAUAUAUAAAGGGCACAUUUCAUUUAACCCAUGUUUCUCUUUAUACAGGAGUAAUCUCUUCCGUCUGUAUAAUCUCAUGCAAUUGGUGAGUCAGAAAAGACAUCUGAAGCCUAAAUUAGCUCAAUGAAAAAAAGACAGAAUAGAGAGUUCUGUAAGAACAGAGCUUGAAAUUCAAGUUUAACCUGAUAAAGAGAAUGUUGCCCAUAUGUCCCCAGAUCUAAGAUAUUUGCUAUUCUAGUUCAGAAGAAACAUGAAAAUAGAAAGAGAUGGAAUAAGCCACUCAACCCUGUGCUGGAUCAUUGGUACUAUUCAAUUUUAUAGUAAGGGCUGAGAGAAAAUACAAUUCCAUUUAAUUGCUCAAUACAGUUUCUUUGGGUCACUCAUUCUAGCAAGAACAUCACUAUUUGAAGUAAAUACUUUAAAUAUUUAUUCAGGAAAGUUAAUGGCAGAGAUCAAAUGGUCAAGAUAUAGAUCUAUUAACCAAUUGACCUAUUAGCUAACAUUCAGCUGCUAAUGAUCUCAAAGGAAUAUAAAAAGAAUGUAAUUUUUUGAUUGGGGAAUAUCUCAUUUUGUGGCUAAGUUUCAAAGUUGGGGAAAACCACCAUUGCUAGAUCAUCAGGCAAUAAACAAACAUGGAUUUGGAAAAUGCUCUUGCAAUGCUUUUGUUCAUUUAUUAAAGAUGAAUUUGGUCAUUCUAAGAGAUGACAAAAGAUAUCCUAAAUGUCUUGGAUGUUUUCAAAUACACUUUCCCUAAUCUCGCCCAUUUUACCUUUUAUAUCGGGUAGCUAAUUCUAGAAAGUGGAUCAGAGAUCGCAAGGAGACAGGCAUAGAAGCAUCAAAUAGAUCCUUUUGUUUUACUAUAUUUUUAUAAUGGAAGCAAAACUCACAUCACAAACUGUUGGGCCAUGGGUCAGGUACAAGGCUUUAAUUUCCUUUUUCCAAAAAAAAAAAAAAAAAAGAAAGAAAAGAAAAAGAACCAGCCAAGUCCAUCAUGAAUACCAAUCACAGUCCUAAGCAAUCCUCUCCCUUCUUUUUUUUUUCCUGCCAUAAAACUAAAAAAUAUCACUUAGGGGAACAUAUUACCAUUGUUCAUGGUUGGGAGGAAACGGGUCAUCAAAGUAGUAGGUACAUUGCUUUACAAAUCACACAAUUAGGUAAAUACAACUAGGCAAGCAUAUAUGGAGCACAGUUCCACCAAAUGGAUUUUUCAGAGCAAUUUUAACCCCAGCUCUGCUUACAUUCUCUGUUGAAAACCAAUGAAACUGGAUAGCAUAAUUGAAAUGCAAGAAACAGGGAAACAAGCAUAAGGCAUCCUGCUCGUUCCACAGAAUUAUUGCUAUUAAGAAAUCAAUUCACCUAAGCAUUUGUAGCUCUACCACUAGAUUUAAAUCUAUUGGGUAUUUCCUUGAAUCACACUGGAGAAAGGUCAGAUUUGGCCAAUUUUAUAAAUUUGGUCAGUUUCUAGCUGAACUAGAUUAUUAAAUUUUAAGGGAUCAGAACAAGAUUCAGUGAAUGCAAUCAAUUGGAUCUACUUCCAUUAUAUGAACGCAGAUGUUUUAAAAUUCCAUUUAAGCCAUCCCAAAACAUUCAGGGCCCAGAAAGGCACAAAUAAAAUGUCCUCUAGAUAGAGGUGUUUCUCACAGUGUGAAAUUCAACUCCCAGAAUUUUGGGUAGAGAAUUCUGGGAGUUGAAGUCCAUAUGUUAAAAUUGUCAAGGUUGAGAAACACUGCUUUAGAUGCUUUGAAAAGCAGCUAUGUCAUUCCCAGACAUGAGAUUUGGAUUACAGACAGGCACAGCAUUAUGGUGAACUAUGAAGAGAUAGGGCAUUGGCUAUCUUAUCGCUAACAUGGGUUUGUAGAUAGAAUAAGUUAGUUUUGUGAAGAAUCCUCUGGUACAGUUUGAGGAGAUACUGAUGCAAAGGUGACCACAAUAUUUCAAUUCCUUCAGCAAAUGUGUCAUUUCAUGCAAGUGCCACCUAUGGAAACUAUUUUCAGUGCUCUUUUGAGGAUCAAGUGGUUAUUACCAAGUUGGCUUUUAAAACAAAACAUUGGGGGGGAAAAGGUCAGUGCUGUGAGUUUGAAGCAAAGCUUCUGAUGUUCCCUUGCUUUGAAAACCAGCUGACUGCUCUUGCUUUGAUCUCACUCCCACCAAAGCCCAUAAUUACCUCCCAAGUGUAGUUAGCAACGCUGGAGGCAUGCUGAAGACAAGUCCUUGUGUUCAGGACCCCAAGUGUUUUCCAGGACUGUUUCAAAACCCAUGAUCUUUACUAUUUUUAUUGCAACAAAUUAAUGAUGCCAAUUCACACAGGGGUACACAUCAGCUAAAAAUGCCCCUUUGUAAAUACACCUAAGAUGUAAAAUGGACAAAUAUAUUCUGUGUAAAUAGCAUGUUAAGUACAUAUACCAGAGAAAAGCAUGUCUACCUUUUUUUAAGGUAAUUGUGUAAUUGUGGAAACAAACACUUCUCUAAAACCGGGAGACCUAUUUUGCUGAAUUACAUACAUUUAAGAUUUAAUCCCACUGACAAACUGCACGCCGAAACACAUACCACUGAAACUGAGUCCAUCAAACACCUGCCCUAAUUACUGACACUGCUGCUUUUGGAAAUGCAAGUAAAAAAAGUCACAUUCCAAGCGUUUCAAAUUUUAAUAGGAAGAACUGUGAAAGUCAGCCACUUGUUUCAAAAGUUGAUCAAGCACCCUCCAUAAUCAAAGUAAAGUUAUUGGAGAGGGAGAGGAAAAUAGAAUAAAUCAAGUCUCUUUUGAAGCCAUACUCUAUAUGGUCAAGCUUUCACAGAUUACAAAAUUGUACAUUAAGUGGGCAGGUAAAAAUCUAACACUCCCUAUGCAUAGACACCAUAUACAGCAUUCACUGACAUGAUUUUCAUUAAUAUACCAGUAAAAAAAAA